AGCGCCGCUUCCGCUUCCGGUGUCCGGGCAGCCCGUUGCUAGGGUGGCGCCGUUGCUAGGGGAGGCCUUGCCGCCAUGGCGGGCAGCCGCACGCAGAAGAUAGGGAGCGUGUUCAGCCGGACCCGCAACCUGCUCCGCAUCGGGGUGAUCGAGAAGCCGCUCUGGUUCGACGUCUACGCCGCUUUUCCCCCGCUGAGGGAGCCCGUCUACCGGGUGCCGCGGCCGCGCUAUGGCAAGGUGAAGGAUGUCAUCCCGCCCAUCUUCUACCCGGAGGAUGAAGUGCGAGCGAGGUUUUACAGAGUUUAUGGCAGCGGGCCGAGGCCUUUCGAGCUGCUGCAGACAAACCACAAAUCUACUUGCCAGAGGUUCGUUGAGAAGUACUAUGAGCUGAAAGGAGAGGGAAAAAUCGAAGAAGAAAAAUUGUUUGAAGAAACAGGAAAAGCCCUUUUAGCCAGUGGGGUGAUUCUGAAGAGGAGAGGAACAGAUACAGUAGCAAAACAGGACCAGCAGGAUGCUGGAACCAGGGACUCUGUGCUCCACCAGCAGCUCCAGACUGUGCUGGAAGAGAUGCAGGAGAAGAAGAAGGAUGGGGAGGAGGAGCAGAGCCCUGGCUUGGCAGAGAGGCAGAAGGAAAAUCCCUGAGCCUGCUGCAGCUGCUCUGAGGUGCUCAGGAGGUGUCCUGGCUGUGGCAGUCACAGCUCAGGAACCAGCACUGACGUUUUCCUAGUGGGAAUGUGUCUCUGGUGCCUUCCUGAGUGGGGUGUGGGGGUCACCUUCCUGUUCUUCCUGCUCCCCACUCACACAGCUGGGGGUAAUCCCCUUUUUGUUGAGGGUCAGGGGGGUUAUCUGAAAUGGUGAGCAGGAAAAUAGGAUACAUGUGGAAAAUUAAACUUUUUCUUUAAAAA
Messenger RNA from Calypte anna (Anna's hummingbird), 905 nucleotides. It is a transcript of the gene MRPS23, whose product is annotated as mitochondrial ribosomal protein S23. Bases 76 to 642 code for a protein of 188 amino acids. Gene Ontology annotation, cellular component: mitochondrion; ribosome. The transcript has 5 exons. NCBI's taxonomy places the organism in Eukaryota, Metazoa, Chordata, Aves, Apodiformes, Trochilidae. The record is from RefSeq and is a predicted model, not a curated record. Gene Ontology annotation, molecular function: structural constituent of ribosome. Gene Ontology annotation, biological process: translation.